Baudoinia panamericana UAMH 10762 is the source of this 273-nucleotide messenger RNA. RefSeq lists its product as uncharacterized. The record is from RefSeq and is a predicted model, not a curated record. The annotation marks the transcript as partial. Gene Ontology annotation, biological process: protein histidyl modification to diphthamide. Gene Ontology annotation, molecular function: metal ion binding. Lineage: Eukaryota; Fungi; Ascomycota; Dothideomycetes; Mycosphaerellales; Teratosphaeriaceae. The transcript has a single exon.
AUGGCGGAUGACAAUAUCUACGACGAGAUCGAAAUUGAGGACAUGACCUACGAUUCUACGCUGCAGGUCUACCACUAUCCCUGUCCAUGUGGCGACCGCUUCGAAAUUUCGCUGGACGACUUGCGCGACGAAGAGACGGACAUCGCAGUGUGUCCCAGCUGCAGCUUACAAAUCAGAGUCAUAUACGAGCUGAAGGAUCUGCCGCAGCCGGAGCAGGAACAACGGCAGGCGAGCAGCAUGCCGCAGGGGCAGCAGCAAGCUGUGGCAGCAGCG